CCAUUAAUUGACGCACGCACCUCGAUGGAUAGCUACAUAUAUGAACUCUGCCAAGUAUUUUUUUUUUCCCCCAAUUGUUGAGCAGGUACAAAAUCGCGCAUUUUGAUAAAACAAACUACAAAAAGUUGAUGAAAUUAUCUUUAGAAAUGUCAAAAUGUUGGCACCUAAUACUAAUAACGAGAGAUACACAUCAUAUGGUUCUUCUAUCGUUUCAUGAGGGUGACUUGCCCUCACAAAAUCACUUCUUUCUCCACCAUGACAUAACAUCGCAACUCGAUCUCUUCCAAGUACAAGCUCAUCAUCUCAGUCUUUCAUGGUGGUGCUUCUUCUUCCUCCUCUUGUCGAGUAUUUAGGCUGCUUCAACAAUGCACUGAUAGCCAGAUAGCCGAAGCUUGUAUUUAUUAAUUUAUUAUCUUAAUUAUAUAUUUAUUUCCAUCCAUAUUUAUCUCGCUCGUGCCCAUGGAGUCCUAUGGCGGCGGCGGCACGCGGACGUCGGCGUCCUCGCGGCGCCCCUGCACGUCGGCGUCCCCGCGGCGCCCCAGCACGGCGGCGGCGGCCUCCCGCGCCGGCUCCGGUGCCUUCGCGUACGACGGCAUGCGCGCCACGCCUCUGUCCACGUCCACGGCUAACUUCACGCGGUCCCUCCGCAAGGCGGUCUCCUUCGCCCACAACCACAAGAAGCCGCCCCCUAGCGCCGCCGACGCGCCGGCGCCGCCACCGCGGCGCGCGCUGAGCAGCAAGGAGAACAGCGCGGCGUCGACGACGGAGGCGGUGCUGAUGUCGCCGCACCGGCGGUCGAUGCCGGAGCCUGGAGCCGCCGCGAGCGGCCCCUGGGAGCCGACGACAAGGCGGCGGCGGAGCACCGGGACGGUGGAUGAGGCGGCGGGCGCGGGUAAGGGGUCGUCGUCGUCGUCGGGCGCGCUGCUGCGGGAGACCAUGUCGCCCCGCAGGAAGGAGGAGCCGGAGAAGGACGAGGCCGCGCACCGGGCGCGCAUGCUGACGGCGCGGCUGCUGCAGUGGCGGUUCGCCAACGCCCGCAUGGAGAAGGCCAUGGCCCGCGCCACCUCCGCCGCCGAGAACAAGCUGUUCUACACGUGGCUGCGCGUGGCGGAGCUGCGCAACAUCCAGGCGGCGAAGCGGAUCGUGGCCCAGCGGCGGCGGCAGAAGCUGAAGCUGGCCCGGCUGCUCCGCCCGCAGCUGCCCCUGCUGGCGUCGUGGGAGCCCCUCGCGAAGCCGCACGCCGACGCCACGGCGGACCUCGGCCGCGUCCUCUCCGCGGCCUGCACCGGCGUACCGUUGGCCGCCGGCGCGCGUGCCGAUGACAUGGACGCGCUCCACGAAACCAUGUUCUCCUGCGUGGGCACCGUCAACGAGAUCGAAGCCAUCACCGAUACGUUCUACGCCACGGCCGGCGCGACGAGCGGCGCGCUGGAGGAGCUGGCGCGGACGAUCCAGCAGGAGAUGGAGUGCCUGGAGGAAGCGACGCGUCUGUCGAGCAUCGUCACCGGCUUGCAGAUGCAGGAGGUGAGCCUCCGGGCAAAUUUGAUGCAGGCAAAGCAGAGGAUUGGCCUGGGGCGGGGACCGGCGGCCACACCGGCGCUCGCAACAUCUGGCUGGUGUUUUUGAUCGGACCAGACAUGAACAGAAGAAGAGUACAACUACUCACCCACUAUAAAUUAAGAAAAUUGAUUAAGGUGCAAGACUUGUGUUCAUCGUGAAGGCAGGCCACUUGAUCAUCCGACGUGUGCUAGCUUGGCGUAUAGUAUAUGUAUAUGCGUGUCUGAAAUAAGUUAAAGUGGUAGUAGAUGAUGAUGGCGAUAGAUUUUUUUUUUUUUAAAAAAAUGUGGUGCACCCUGCACUUGCAGUGCACCUGUCCGAUCCGAUCGCCAGCCGGUUCUGCUGUCCUACUGGAGUCUAUCUAUUACUAGUGAAAGUGAAGUAUUUAUUCAUUUGCUCUUGGCGCGGGGGGGGGGGGGGGGGUGUUAAGAUUAUGUUCAUUUCGUGUUUGUGCUUGGGCAUAUUUAUGGAUGCUGUUGAGUUAUUUGUUGGCACCUGUGCACAGAUAACAGAUUAUGUAAUUCAUGUUAUUCAAGGGCUUGCAGAACUACAUACAUCGGUUGUAAUCAUUGAGCUGAGUACUUAUUCUGGGUCAAACAAUGACUUGAUUUGCUAA
Messenger RNA from Sorghum bicolor (sorghum), 2173 nucleotides. Its product is annotated as QWRF motif-containing protein 7. The transcript has 4 exons. Gene Ontology annotation, biological process: centrosome cycle; spindle assembly. The coding region runs from base 460 to 1626 and encodes 388 amino acids. Gene Ontology annotation, cellular component: nuclear microtubule; centrosome; cytoplasm. The record is from RefSeq and is a predicted model, not a curated record. Lineage: Eukaryota; Viridiplantae; Streptophyta; Magnoliopsida; Poales; Poaceae. Gene Ontology annotation, molecular function: microtubule binding.